CACCGGGCAGCUGAGAUAUAUAAAGAGCCCCUUUUUAACCGCACUUGCACAUUUUUCAGUGACACUUCUGAACAUUCACACACCUCCGUGGACUAAAUUGUACUGAAGACCCACAAAACAACCAUCAUACUAAUGUGAGUGGGCUAUGCAUUCAUCAGACAGAUAAUUUGUUAACUUUCAAUCAAAGCAGCCUGUACCGAGACACACUGGAACGCACUUUUUUUUUUAUUCUUUUUUGAAAAAUUUAUUGCAAAAACUCCUGCUGCAAAAAACAGCUGCAACUUCGGGGUGAUCGUAUUGGAUUAGAUGCAUGUCACUGAUUCCCUGCCUUUUGUAGGAUAAGGCAAGAAACGGCGCACAUCCGAGAGAGGGGAUAUAACGGGAUAAAAGGAGUAAAAGGAAAGAAAACAAAAGAAAGAGUUACUUUGCCUGGCGUCCGCGCAUCGUCAUGCCGAGGUACAACUUCUUACUGUGCUUGAUGGUGCUCAUCUCCCUGGGACAGUCGGGGAGCGAUGAGCCCAAUCUGCUGCUGCCUCCUGCCAGCGAGACGCCCACGGAUGCCGGGCUGUCUCUGCUGGACGAGGACGCCGGUGCUCACGAGUGUUCCGCCUGUGUUUGGAGGGAGCAGAGCAAAGUGCUGAGACUGGAGACCAUUAAGUCUCAGAUCCUGAGCAAACUGCGUCUGAAGCAGGCGCCCAACAUCAGCCGGGAGGUGGUCAAUCAGCUGCUGCCCAAGGCGCCUCCGCUCCAGCAGCUCCUGGACCAUCACGACUUCCAGGGAGACGCGUCGUCCCAGGAUGAGUUUAUGGAGGAGGAUGAGUACCACGCCACCACGGAGUCCGUGAUCACCAUGGCCUCUGAGCCGGAGCCGCUGGUGCAGGUGAACGGGAAGCCGAGCUGCUGCUUUUUCAAGUUCAGCCCCAAACUGAUGUUCACCAAGGUGCUGAAGGCCCAGCUGUGGGUGUACCUGCGACCGCUGCAGCAGACCUCCACCGUCUACCUGCAGAUCCUCCGACUGAAGCCUGUCACAGAGCAAGGCAGCCGCCACAUCCGCAUCCGCUCCCUGAAGAUAGAGCUCAACUCCAGGAUGGGCCACUGGCAAAGUAUUGACUUUAAGCACGUGUUACAGAACUGGUUCAAACAGCCACACACCAACUGGGGAAUCGACAUCAACGCCUUUGAUGAGAGCGGCAAUGACCUGGCAGUUACCUCGCUGCGACCCGGGGAGGAGGGGCUGCCGUUCCUGGAAGUGAAGGUUCUUGAGACAACCAAACGUUCUCGGAGAAACCUCGGCCUGGACUGCGAUGAGCACUCCACCGAGUCUCGCUGCUGUCGCUACCCUCUGACUGUGGAUUUCGAGGCGUUCGGCUGGGACUGGAUCAUUGCUCCCAAACGUUACAAAGCCAACUACUGUUCCGGCCAGUGCGAGUACAUGUUCAUGCAGAAAUACCCACACACCCACCUGGUGCAGCACGCCAACCCCCGAGGCUCCGCAGGGCCCUGCUGUACCCCGACCAAGAUGUCCCCCAUUAACAUGCUCUACUUCAAUGACAAGCAGCAGAUCAUUCACGGCAAGAUCCCAGGGAUGGUGGUGGAUAGAUGUGGCUGCUCUUAGGCUGCAGGGGGGGAGACGCACACUUGUGUACAGCCACCAUUGCAUCGAACCACCCAAAACCCUUACGGAGCUCUCCCCUGGCACCAGAACCCACUCCUCGGCACCAGAUUUCACUUUUGCUCGGCCACAAAAACAUCCCACUGGGUUUCCAUUUUUCCAGUAAUUAAACGAUUCUAAGUGUAAAACAAAACAAAAAAAAGUUAUAAAUGAAAUAUGAAUCAAAAAAGGGACUGAGUGAUGGAAAUACAGUACAUUAUGAAUGAUUUAAAGAGGUUGUACUUGUGGAGCAGCUUCAGAAAACGGUAAAUGAGACAAAACUAUGUUAUAGAGUACGUGUUAGUUUUGUGGGUUUUUUAAGAUUUUUUUUGUUUGUUUCUUUGUUUGUUUGUUUUUUUUUUAAUGGUAUCUUUGUGAAAUGUCCGGGUUAGUGGAUUAAGAUGACAGGAGACAUAAGCAUUUACAAUAUUUUUAAAGCAAUUUCAGUCCUAAGGUGAGUUUGGAAAUACUCAAUUUCACAGACACGCUUACUUACCGGUGAGAUUUGAUCCACAAAAAAAGGCUUGCAAGGGGGCAUUAUCAGAAUUAUUUUGCAAUCCAUCACUUUAACAAAAAGAUCAAAAUCCAUGCUAAUGUGAGGGGAGUUUACCAGAAAAGAAAUACUCUUAAUAUAAAUCCAAAAUCUUGUUUACAGAUGUGCUCUAGAGAUGUAAAGUGUUGAAGGGAUUGAAAACCAAACCUAAACCCUCUAUUAAUGUAUAACACCCCAGUGUGACAUUCUCGACUAUCUACGAAACCUUUUCACAGUUACUUUGAUCUUUUUUAUUUGUAGUCUUGUAAAACUCAAAAAAGGAAAAGGGAGAGAAGAGGUUAUAGUAUAUUAACUCCAUCUUUCAAAGUGGAUAAAUAAAGUCAGCAUAGCUAUUUCCACUACUCCGCAAAAGUAGAUCAUACAGAGGUUUGACUUGCACACUAAAGUCUGAAACAGAACUGUAAUGUAGAUGCACUCUGAAAGCAUUCGGCACCGUCUGGGAGAGGAGGAGAAAGAGGAGGAGGAGGAGGAGGGCAGGUCCUGCAGGAUGACAAGAACCUGACAGUUUUUCUUUCUUCUGCUUAACAAAGGAAAACACACUUAAAACACCUUCCAAUUUUGCAUUAAAUGUUUAAAACAGAGAAGUAAAUGCACUGUUUUGUAACUUGAAGAGGCCUGGGACUGAGCAAGUAACACACACACAACAAACUCCACAACCUAAAAUAAAACCCUCCAGGGUGUCAGCAUGCUCCAGUGCUUCACUCUGCUGUAACCUGAGUGAAUUAUUGAGCUGAGAAUAGUACAAAGCACUGCAUUAUAAUUACAGUAUUAUGAGUAGAAGUUUACACUCCCAUUAUCAAGCCAGUUCAUUCACUGUUUCUCAAUGCUAGUUUCAGAAAAGAUAAAAUGCAAAAUCCUUUAACUGUAGUGAUGUACUCAUAAAUAAUAGCUUUUGCAAAUCACAACAAACCACAUAAUGUGCAAAAAAAAAAAUAAAUAAAUAAAAAAUAAAGAGAAUGUAACUCAACCGCUGACUUAAGUUUAGAGAGCAAAUUUGCAUUGUGAAAUGCCCCCACUCCACUUCAACCUCAGCUGCAUCAUCAUUAUCAUCGUUAUGGAGAAAAUAUUGUUAGUGCUUGAACACAGAGUAGAAUAGUAUGCUUGAAGUCUGUCUUUGUCUCCUGGAUGUCGAAACAAAGAUAUCCUUUUGUUGUAAACGAAAGCACUAUGCUGUUGGAUAAAGGAAGAGCCUUCUGACAUUAUAUAUAAAUGAUAUAUGUAUAUAUUAAAAAAAAGGGGUACAAAAACCUUUUUUGGGGCACUCUACCUUACCAACAAUAAAUUUUGCACUAUGGGACGUUCAUGGCGUGAGGAGGUAAAGUGUUGUUUGUGUUUUACCAAGCACAAGAGAGCUUGUACAGUAUAGGAAUAAAAAAAAAAAAAAACUAUUCAAGCUUCUGGUGAUAAACCAUGAACUAGAAAGGUUAUCACGUCUUUUUGAUACCAUCACGC
Messenger RNA from Toxotes jaculatrix (banded archerfish), 3656 nucleotides. RefSeq names its product growth/differentiation factor 11-like. Lineage: Eukaryota; Metazoa; Chordata; Actinopteri; Toxotidae. Gene Ontology annotation, cellular component: extracellular region. The transcript has 3 exons. The record is from RefSeq and is a predicted model, not a curated record. Gene Ontology annotation, molecular function: growth factor activity; cytokine activity. The coding region runs from base 449 to 1615 and encodes 388 amino acids. Gene Ontology annotation, biological process: SMAD protein signal transduction.